CCCAGGCCGCCGGCGUUCUGAGCCUAAGCGCAGCGCCCGCCCCGGGGAUGCCCAUCGCGCUGCUGGCCCUGGCCAUGUCGUCGUCCUUCUUCAACCCCAGCUUUGCCUUCAGCUCCCACUUCGACCCGGUCCCCGCAGAAGAACAGGGACCGGCGAGGACCCACUACAGGUCUCCGGAGGUGGGCAGGCCUUGGGGCCAGACCCUGCACAGCUGGCCCCUUCAGCGCUGGCUGGUAGCAUCAGCCCCUGUCUCUUUGGAUGCCUCCCUGGCACAGACGGUGCCCCGCUCAGUGAGCUGUCCUGGUCCUCGUCCCUCGCAGUGGUGGCCGUGUCCUUCUCUGGGAUCUUCACCGUCAUAAUCCUCAUGCUGGCCUGCCUGUGCUGUAAGAAGGGCGGCAUUGGGUUCAAGGAGUUUGAGAAUGCAGAAGGGGAUGAGUAUGUGGCCGACCUCUCGGAGCAGGGCUCCCCGGCUGCAGCUGCACAGACCGGUCCUGAUGUGUACGUCCUGCCCCUCACUGAGGUCUCCUUGCCCAUGGCUAAGCAGCCGGGUCGCUCAGUGCAACUUCUCAAGUCCACGGACCUGGGCCGCCACAGCCUCCUGUACUUAAAGGAGAUUGGUCACGGCUGGUUUGGGAAGGUAUUCUUGGGGGAGGUACACUCGGGUGUCAGUGGCACGCAGGUGGUGGUGAAGGAACUGAAGGUCAGCGCCAGCGUGCAGGAGCAGAUGCAGUUCCUGGAGGAGGCACAGCCCUACAGGGCCCUGCAGCACAGCAACCUGCUUCAGUGCCUGGCCCAGUGUGCUGAGGUGACCCCCUACUUGCUGGUUAUGGAGUUCUGUCCCCUGGGGGACCUCAAGGGUUAUUUACGGAGCUGCCGGAUGACAGAGUCCAUGGCGCCUGACCCCCUUACCUUGCAGCGCAUGGCAUGUGAGGUGGCGUGUGGUGUCUUGCAUCUACACCGGCACAACUAUGUACACAGUGACCUGGCCCUGAGGAACUGCCUACUAACGGCUGACCUGACAGUGAAGGUUGGAGAUUAUGGCCUGUCGCACUGCAAAUACAGGGAAGACUACCUCGUGACCGCUGACCAGUUGUGGGUGCCGCUGCGCUGGAUUGCGCCGGAGCUGGUGGACGAAGUGCAUGGCAACCUACUGGUGGUGGACCAGACUAAGACCAGCAAUGUGUGGUCCCUGGGUGUGACCAUCUGGGAGCUUUUCGAGUUGGGUACUCAGCCCUACCCCCAACACUCGGACCGGCAGGUGCUGGCUUACGCCGUCCGAGAGCAGCAGCUUAAGUUGCCCAAGCCCCAGCUGCAGCUGGCUCUAUCUGAUCGAUGGUACGAGGUGAUGCAGUUCUGCUGGCUGCAGCCAGAACAGAGGCCCACAGCUGAAGAGGUUCACCUGCUGCUGUCCUACUUGUGUGCUAAGGGCACCACAGAGUUGGAGGAGGAGUUCGAGCGGCGAUGGCGCUCUCUGCGGCCCGGGGGCAGCACGGGCCUGGGUUCUGCAGCCCCAGCAGCAGCCGCUGCUGAACUCACGGCUGCUUCGUCUUUCCCACUGCUGGAGCAGUUCACCAGUGACGGCUUCCACGUGGACAGCGAUGACGUGCUGACAGUCACUGAGACGAGCCAUGGCCUCAACUUUGAAUACAAGUGGGAGGCUGGCUGUGGGGCUGAGGCGUACCCUCCCCCAGGGGCCGCAUCCAGCCCGGGCUCGGCAGCACGCCUGCAGGAGUUGUGUGCGCCUGACAGCUCACCGCCGGGUGUGGUGCCGGUCCUCAGUGCCCACAGCCCCUCAGUGGGUAGCGAGUACUUCAUCCGCCUCGAGGGGGCAGUGCCUGCUGCCGGCCAUGAUCCGGACUGUGCCGGCUGUGUUCCCAGCCCCCAAGCUGUGACUGACCAGGACAAUAAUUCUGAGGAGAGCACCACUGCAUCCCUUGUCAUGGAGCCGCUGCUGGGACACGCACCCCACACUGGGGGCCUGUGGGGCUCCUGUGACCACCAUUUACGCAGGAGGCAAGAGCCACCUUGCCCCUCACGCUCACCCUCUCCUGGGACCCCGAUGUUGCCAGCUGAAGACAUUGACUGGGGUGUGGCUACCUUCUGCCCGCCCUUCUUUGAUGACCCACUGGGUGCAUCUCCCUCUGGGAGUCCUGAGGCCCAGCCGUCCCCUAGUGAUGAGGAGUUGGAGGAGGGAAAGGCGGGGAAGGCUGCACAGUGUGGACACUGGAGCUCUAACAUGUCAGCCAACAACAACAGUGGCAGCCGAGACCCAGAAUCCUGGGAUCCUGGUUAUGUGAGCAGCUUCACAGACAGCUACAGGGAUGACUGCUCCAGCUUAGAGCAGACCCCUCGGGCCUCCCCUGAGUUGGGCCACCCCCUGUCCCAGGAGGAUCCCAGAGAUUUUCUACCGGGGCUAGUAGCAGCCUCCCCUGGCCAGGAGCCAAGCCGUUGCUUCAACCUGCUCCCUCUGUGUCCUGCCAAAAGCCUGGCACCUGCUGCCUGCCUUGUCACACCCCCCUGGACAGAGGCAGCUGUGGGUGGGGCUGAGAAUCCCAUUGCGGAACCCAAACUUGCCCAGGAGGCUGAGGGCUCUGCUGAACCCCAGCUACCCCUUCCUUCUGUCCCCUCUCCAUCCCAUGAAGGAGCCUCGCUUCCCUCGGAGGAGGCAAGCGCUCCUGACAUCCUGCCUGCCUCUCCUACACCCGCUGCUGGCAGCUGGGUGACCGUCCCUGAGCCGGCCCUCAUCCUGGAUAGCAGCAGCAGUUCUCUGGGGCAAGAGGCACCCAGCAGCGAGGAUGAAGACACAGCCGAGGCCACAUCAGGAGUCUUCACCGACCUAUCCAGCGACGGCCCACACACAGAGAAGUCAGGCAUAGUACCAGCCUUGCGCUGUCUGCAGAAGCAGGUGGGGACCCCUGACUCCCUGGACUCUCUGGACAUCCCGUCCUCAGCCAGUGAUGGCGGUUGUGAAGUCUUAAGCCCAUCAGCUACUGGUCCCCCUGGUGGGCAGCCCCGUGCUGUGGACAGUGGCUAUGAUACAGAGAAUUAUGAGUCUCCUGAGUUUGUGCUCAAGGAGACCCAGGAGUCAAGUGAGCCUGAGGCCUUUGGGGAGCCAGCCUCAGAGGGUGAGAGCCCAGGGCCCGAUACUCUGCUCUCUGUCUCCCUCGGUGGCCUCAGCAAGAAGAACCCCUACCGAGACUCUGCCUACUUUUCAGACCUGGAUGCUGAGUCCGAACCCACCUUUGGCCCUGAGAAGCCCAGUGGGAUCCAGGACUCCCAAAAGGAGCAAGACCUGAGGAGCCCACCUAGCUCAGGGCAUCAGUCUGUGCAGGCUUUUCCCAGGCCUGAGGUGUCCAGCGAGGUGCUGCCCCCUCCGCAGGAGUCAGAGGAGCCCUUGCCAGAAGGCUCCAGGCUAGAGCCUCUUGGGGCUCAAGGCCCAGUUGAAGUGCAGCCUGUGCCUGGCCCAAGUCAGUCCAAAUGUUUCCUGCUGACCUCAGUUCCACUGAGCUCAGAAGGCAAUGGCACGGAGUCCCAGGGUCUCCCAGGACAGCUGUCAGGGCCAGCCCAGCAGGGGCGGACGGGGAAUCCUAGCACACCCAGAUCCCCGCUCAGACUGGCCCUACCUGGCCACCCCGGGGCUCUGGAGGGCCGGCCAGAGGAUGAAGAGGACACUGAGGACAGCGAGGAGUCUGAUGAGGAGCUCCGGUGCUACAGUGUCCAGGAGCCCAGUGAGGACAGUGAGGAGGAGCCACCAGCGGUGCCUGUGGUAGUGGCUGAGAGCCAGAGUGCCCGGAAUCUACGCAGCCUGCUGAAGAUGCCCAGCCUGCUGUCAGAGGCCUUCUGUGAUGACCUGGAACGCAAGAAGAAGGCUGUGUCCUUCUUUGAUGAUGUCACGGUCUACCUCUUUGACCAGGAGAGCCCCACCCGAGAGACUGGGGAGCCCUUCCCCAGCACGAAGGAAUCGCUCCCCACGUUCCUGGAGGGUAGCCCCGGCUCACCCAGUGCCACCGGCCUACCACCGCGGGCUGGCCACUCGCCAGACAGCUCUGUUCCCGAACCGGGCAGUAGGUUCCAAUGGGACGGUGAUUUGCCGCUGGUGCCCUGCAAGGCUGCUUUGGUGACUGCGCCGGAUCCCACUGACCCUGUCCUGACGGCGCCUCCGACGCCAGCUGCACCCUUCUCACGCUUCACCGUGUCGCCCACACCUGCCUCCCGCUUUUCCAUCACCCACGUAUCCGACUCAGAUGCUCAGUCCGUGGGAGGCCCAGCAGCAGGUGCUGGGGGCCAAUACACAGAGGCUUGAGACCCAGGUAGUUCCACCCUUCGGAGGCUGGCAUCACUGGAGCCCCUGCCAUCCUGCCCAGGCAGCAACAAGGAUGGUGACUGGGAAAGAAUGGGGACCACCGGCACCCUACAGCAUCCUGGAGAAGCAGGUGGACGAGAGGCCUGCAUCUAGCCCUGGACGUGCUGCCCUGAUGGCAGAAAGUGUCCUGCGUGGACGCUGGGGUUUGCUGGUAGCCCCUGGAGAUGCCUGGAGCCUGAGGGUCUGUGGGUGUCUGUAAGCAUAUAUAUA
This is a messenger RNA of Arvicanthis niloticus (Nile rat), 4573 nucleotides long. The record is from RefSeq and is a predicted model, not a curated record. Lineage: Eukaryota; Metazoa; Chordata; Mammalia; Rodentia; Muridae.